AAGUACACCCUGACCACCAAAGUCGACAUGAGUGCCAAAAGAAGAAAUGUUGAAGUAAUGGAUGCUGAUAGCGAUUCAAGUAGCUCUGAAUCUGAAGGAGAUCCUGAGCUGCAAAAAUACGUUGACCAAAAUGUGAUGGUGGACUUUGAGGGCCGCUGCCCGACACAGACAGACUACCAUGGCAUUCGGCAGCUGCUGCUGCCUCUGCUGCCUCGUGCUCACAUCAACUGGGGCGAGCUGGCUGAUACUAUCAUCAGCCAGAAUUAUGUGGGCAGUGUGCUGAAGCAAUGCGAGCUAGAGGGUCCUGACGCGGACGACGACGACGAGGAGGAUGCCAUGGACGCCGACAGCGACAAGGAGGUGUACGGCGUCACCACAGUCAUCAACCUGACGGAGCGGCGGGAGUUGGAGGCGGUGCGCCAGCUGACGCAGACGCUGCUGGCGCGCUGUAAGGCGAGUGGUGCGCCUGAGGCCGUGCAGCAGCGGUUGGCGGCCGUGCUGGGCUCCACCGCCGAGCACACCGGCCUGAUCAUCAACGAACGCUUCGUUAACAUACCCAUCCAGAUUUGCAUGCCGCUCCUCACCAUGCUCAGGGAUGAAAUCGAGGCGGCCGCCAAGAAGAUGCCGUACAACUUCACCCACUAUAUCGUCAUAGCAAAGGUGCAUCGGGCCAAGAGCAAAAAGAAGGCAAAGGUACAUGACGCCAAAACCAUCUGGGUCAACGGCGAGGAGGAGCUUCUCGAUAAGGCGGCCGAGUGCAGCUUCGAGUUCAGCGUGGCCUCUGAGACGGACACGGCCGUGGACGGCGGCUGGACGGACCGCGACACGCUGCUGACGCCGUACCGGCGCGUGCUGCUGCUGCCGGCCGGCGCGCUGUCGGAGGCGCUGGAGCAGAUCCGGCGCGCCCUGCGUGGUUCUGGCCGCUAG
Messenger RNA from Pollicipes pollicipes, 927 nucleotides. RefSeq names its product protein BCCIP homolog. Bases 28 to 927 code for a protein of 299 amino acids. Lineage: Eukaryota; Metazoa; Arthropoda; Thecostraca; Pollicipedomorpha; Pollicipedidae. The transcript has 8 exons. The record is from RefSeq and is a predicted model, not a curated record. Gene Ontology annotation, cellular component: nucleus.